GUACAACAUGGACGCCUGGCAUUGGCAUCGCCAUGGCAAUCCUUUUGGCAGCUUCCUAACUAUCGCCUUUUUUAUACAUUUUACACGAGUUUUUUGAUAUCAACGCAUAGGUACAGUGAAUGUGCGUGCGUGUACGUUAUGACGUAACUGCGGUGCAGUGACCGCGGAGGCGCCCAAAAGAGCGUGGUAAACGUGAAAAGUGCGGGCGGACCUAACCACAUUCAGAGUCUGAAUAGCGACACAGGUGCGUACCCACAGGAACGUCCCACAGAGGGAUGUUCGAGGUAUCCGAGCAGUAGCGACCGACGCACGUGGCACGCUGCGACGGUGGUGUUAAGUGUGCAGUGAUCACGGGUGACCGAGGGAAGACGGGAGAGAAGGUGGUCAAUAUGACUCCUAUCUUCCUCGUCCUGUUGCUGGCGAUUGACCCGAUUGUCGCGCAGAGUGGCGGAAACAUCAGCGACUCGCAAUACAUCACGUACAUGACAAGUCCGCCGACGAUCCUGGUGAGGCCACAGUCGCAGCAGGUGAAGGCAGGCGGGAUAGCCAGCUUCUACUGCACUGCGGAAGGCGCGCCGCCGCCCCAAAUACACUGGCGGAAGAACGGCAAGAGAAUUUCACAAUCCCAAUCCCGAUACGUGGUGCACCCGUAUGAAAAUGGUGCUUUACUGCGGAUCGAACCUGUCAAGCUACAACGCGACAAUACCAACUACGAGUGCCUAGCUGAGAACGGAGUCGGUGACGCGGUUUCGGCCGAGGCUACACUCACCGCUUACGAAGUGGAGCAUCUACCGACGGGUUUCCCGAUGAUCACUCAGGCGCCCACGACGAAGGUGGUCGAGAUGGGUCACAACGCGGUACUUCUUUGUACGGCGAUUGGCUCUCCGCCGCCGAUCAUCUUUUGGGUGCGAGACAUGCUGCCUAUCGAUACGUCGAAUCCACGAUACACGGUCCUGGAUUCCGGUGCCUUGCAGAUUACCGAAUCCGAUGUAACAGAUCAGGGAAAGUAUGAAUGCGUCGCUAAUAACACCGUGGGCACGGAGUACUCCAAGUCAAUCACGUUAUAUGUGAAACAACGACGCGUUUCACCGACCUUCUCGAUCCCUCCGCCGCUGCUAACCGAGGUGAUGAUGGGCGCAUCGCUGAAUCUCACGUGCGUCGCGGUGGGUGCACCGAUGCCCUUCGUCAAAUGGAGAAAGGACCCCGCGACCGACUUAACGCCGGACGACAACCUACCGGUCGGCAAAAACGUCCUGGUGCUGAACGACAUCCAAGAGUCUGCGAAUUACACGUGCACGGCCGCCAGCGACCUCGGCAUAAUCGAUGCCGCGGCGAUGGUGAAGGUUCAAUCUCUUCCCGGACCGCCGGAGAACGUUCAAGUGUCAGACAUCACGGCGACGUCGGUGAAGCUGAGCUGGUCGUACAAAGGACCGGAUGAGCUGCAGUACUACGUAAUUCAGCAUAAACCGAAGCACGUGAACCAGGCAUUCGCCGAGAUAUCCGGUAUCACGACUAUGUAUUAUCAUGUUAGGAGUCUCAGCCCGUACACGGAGUACGAGCUCUAUGUGAUAGCCGUGAAUAGCAUCGGGCGUGGUCCCCCAAGUGCCCCGGUGAUAGUCACCACUGGUGAAACAACGGAAUCGACGAAUGGAGGUGCCAAACCCGGUACAGCGCCGCGGAAAGUUCAGGUACGGCCACUGAGCUCCAGCACGAUGGUCAUACAGUGGGACGAACCGGAAACUCCGAAUGGCCAAGUGACGGGAUACAAAGUGUACUACACGACCGACUCGAAUCAACCGAUGGCGUCGUGGCAGUACCAGAUGGUGGAUAACAGCCAGCUGACGACGAUCUCAGAGCUGACCCCGCACACCAUCUACACCAUCAGAGUCCAGGCGCUGACCAGCGUCGGUCCCGGACCGCUCAGUCUACCGGUGCAAAUCAAAACGCAGCAAGGGGUACCGAGUCAGCCCGAAAUGUUAACGGCGGUCGACAUCGGGGAGACCAAAGUAACGCUCCAAUGGAGCAAGCCCGCUCAUAGCGCUGAGAACAUUCUCAGUUAUGAGCUGUAUUGGAACGACACUUACGCCAAGGAGAAGCACCAUCGCAGGAUACCGGUCACCGAGAACUACACUCUGACCGGCUUGUAUCCCAACACCUUGUACUACGUGUGGCUGGCAGCGAGGAGUCAGAGAGGGGAGGGUGCCACGACGAUACCGUAUCCGGUUCGCACCAAACAGUACGUCCCCGGGGCUCCGCCUCGCAAUGUAACCGGCCAAGCGAUCAGCCCAACGUCCAUAUUGGUAACGUGGGAGCCGCCGGCCGCUGAACGUUCCAACGGGAGGAUCACCUACUACAGACUGCAAGUCGUCGAGAGCGGUCGCUCCGACUCCGAGGCGAAGAUUAUCAAACUGAAUGACACGCGUUUCGUAUUGGACGAGCUCAAAAAGUGGACCGAGUAUCGGAUCUGGGUAUUGGCCGGGACCAGAGUAGGUGACGGGCCCCCGAGUUAUCCUAUCUCGGUCAGAACUCACGAGGACGCUGAAAAAAUGCCGGGGGAUCCUCAGGAUGUCACAGCCGUUGCCAUCAACUCGACGGCGAUACAAGUGAAGUGGAAGCCGCCGAAGGCGAAAGAUCAAAACGGCGUUAUACGUGGCUACCACAUACACGUGCAGGAAGUGAGGGAGGAGGGGAAAGACCUACUGAACGAACCGAUACGUCGAGACGUGCACGAGGAUGGCGUGCUUGAGGUGAAUAUCACUGGAUUGCAACCCGACACGAGAUACUCGGUGCAGGUAGCAGCUCUGACGAGAAAAGGAGACGGGGAUCGUUCGGUACCGGUUCACAUUAAGACACCGGGCGGCGUGCCGAACAGACCGCAGGUCAACGUGAAGGUGCUCAGUAGGGGUCCCGACGUUCUAGAGCUCGAAUGGGCAGCACCUACCCAAACCUACGGUAAUCUUCUGGGAUACCGUAUUCGCUAUGGCAUAAAAAAUCAAACGCUGAAGGAGGAAUUCAUCGACAACAUGAAUCAACACACGUACAAGAUCACGGACCUUGGCGAACAAGGCGUGGACUAUGAGUUCAGGGUGGCGGGCAAGAACAACAUCGGCUACGGCCAAGAGACCGUGCGGUACUGGUUCAGCCCAGAGGGCGAACCGACCGGGCCACCGACGAAUCUGUCAUAUUUCUUUCAAACCCCCGAUACCGUGUGCGUCACCUGGGACAAGCCUCAACGACAGCACAGGAACGGACAGAUAAUAGGCUACGAUGUGCAAUUCAACAAGAAGAAUGACCAUUCCACCACCAUCGACCGGAACACGACCAAAACCAGGGCGGUGUUCACCGAUCUCGAGGAGAACACAGAGUACGUGUUCCACGUGCGGGCGCACACGUCACAGGGUAGCGGUCCGUAUUCCGAGAAGAUUACGAUAAUAACGGAGAAGGACAUCGGCAGGGCGCCGAUGUCCGUGAGAGCCGUGGCGACAUCGGACUCCAGCGUGGAGGUGUGGUGGGAGCCGGUACCUAAUCGAGGCAAGAUCGUUGGGUAUCAGAUUUUCUACACGACAACCGCUGUGGAGGACUUGGAUGAAUGGAAGCAGAAGAGCGUCGGUCUCACGGAAUCGGCGGACUUGAUCAAUUUGGAGAAGUUCACUCAGUACGCUAUAACGGUGGCGGCGCGUUACAAGACCGGCCUGGGGAGACUCAGCGAAAAGGUCACGGUGAAGGUAAAGCCGGAGGACGUACCGUUGAACCUCAGAGCACCAGACUCGUCCACGCACUCGAUGACGCUCUCUUGGACUCCACCCAUCAGACUGACCCCGAUAAAGUACAAGGUGUCGUUCGAUGCUGUGAAGGAGUUUGUGGACUCGCAGGGUAUAACGCAGACGCAGAUAGUGCCUCGUCGACAGAUCCUGUUAGAACCUCAAGUAACAAGCACGACGAUCAACGAGUUGCAGCCGUUCACGACUUACAACGUCAACGUGAGCGCCGUACCGCGCGAUUCUCAGUACAGACCACCGGCUAAGAUCACAGUCACUACGCAAAUGGCUGCACCUAAGCCGAUGGUAAAGCCGGAUUUCUACGGCGUGGUGAACGGCGAGGAGAUCCAAGUGAUUCUGCCGCAGGCAUCUGAGGAAUACGGUCCGAUCUCACACUACUACCUGAUCGUCGUGCCCGAGGACAAGAGCACAGCUGACAAACAGCCGGAUGAAUUGACCGAAGACAUGAUCACGGGGAAAGGUGCUAAACAAGAGAGAGAAAACGCGCCGUACAUCGCCGCCAAGUUUCCACACAGAGACAUUCCGUACACGUUCCAUCUGGGAAGCGGGGAUAUCUACGAGGGAUACGAAAAUCGGAAACUCGUCAAAAACAAACGAUACAGGAUAUUCGUACGGGCUGUGGUCGACACUCCGCGAAAGCACUUGUACACGUCGUCACCAUUUUCCGAAUACCUGUCUUUGGACAUGAGGGAAGUACCUCCCGGCGAGCCGCCGCGUCGACCAAACCCCAACACGCCCCCGGAUGGAAACCCAGAGGUGUCCGUGAAAACUAGCGGUCAGGAACCGGGCAUGUUGUGGGUAGUUGGUCCCAUAAUAGCGGCACUAAUGGUCAGCGUCUGCUUUGUGCUCUUAUUCGUCAUCAAAAAAAGGAGGCAGCCUUGCAAAGCACCGGAUCAGGCGGCUGUGACGCGGCCGCUCAUGGCGGCGGAUAUUAGUUCCAAUCACGCGCCGUCCGAUCCAGUGGAGAUGCGGCGGUUGAAUUUCCAAACCCCCGGCAUGAUCUCGCAUCCGCCAAUACCUAUCAGCGAAUUGGGCAAUCACAUCGAACGCUUGAAGGCGAACGACAAUCUAAAGUUCAGUCAAGAAUACGAGUCGAUAGAACCGGGCCAACAAUUCACGUGGGACCACUCCAAUAUGGAAGUGAACGCGUCGAAGAAUCGCUACGCCAACGUGAUCGCGUACGAUCAUUCACGGGUCAUCCUUCAGACCGUCGACGGCAUGCCCGGCUCGGACUACAUCAACGCGAAUUACUGCGACGGCUAUAGAAAACAGAACGCGUACGUGGCCACACAGGGACCGUUGCAGGAGACGUUCGGGGACUUUUGGCGCAUGUGUUGGGAAUUACGCACCAGCACGAUCGUAAUGAUGACAAAGCUGGAGGAAAGAACGAGGAUCAAAUGCGAUCAAUACUGGCCUACUCGGGGUUCCGAGACGUACGGUCAAAUGACGGUGACGAUUAGCGACGUGCAAGAACUAGCGACCUAUUGCAUUCGCACGUUCCAAGUUUGCCGAGCGGGCUAUUCCGAGCGGCGAGAAAUCAAGCAGUUGCAAUUCACCGCCUGGCCGGAUCACGGCGUGCCGGAGCACCCCGCGCCGUUCUUGCAGUUCUUGCGCAGAGUUAGGUCCCUCAACGUGCCCGACAGCGGACCGCUGGUAGUGCACUGCAGCGCUGGUGUCGGAAGAACCGGCUGCUUCAUCGUGAUAGAUUCGAUGCUGGAGAGAAUCAAGCAUGAGAAGAUGAUAGAUAUUUACGGACAUGUGACGUGCCUGCGCGCUCAGAGGAACUACAUGGUACAGACAGAGGAUCAGUACAUCUUCAUACACGAUGCCCUGCUCGAGGCGGUGAUCUGCGGCAAUACCGAGGUACCGGCGAGGAAUCUACACUCUCAUAUCCAGAAGCUCAUGCAACCAGAGAUCGACAACAUCACCGGAAUGGAGUUGGAGUUCAAGAAGCUCUCCAACAUCAAGGCCGACUCGACCAGAUUUAUAUCCGCGAAUCUGCCGUGCAACAAGCACAAGAAUCGACUGGUCCACAUAUUGCCUUACGAGUGCACCAGGGUAUGCCUGCAGCCGCAACGUAACAUCGAGGGAUCCGAUUACAUAAACGCCAGCUUGAUCGACGGUUAUCGCUACCGGGGAGCUUACAUAGCGACACAAGGUCCUCUAUGCGACACCACGGAUGACUUCUGGCGUAUGCUAUGGGAGCACAAUUCCACGAUCGUCGUGAUGCUGACGAAAUUGAAGGAGAUGGGCAGGGAGAAGUGUCACCAGUACUGGCCGUCCGACCGAUCUAUCCGUUAUCAGUGCUUCGUCGUGGACCCGAUUGCGGAGUACAACAUGCCGCAAUACAUACUGCGCGAAUUCAAAGUGACGGACGCGCGCGACGGUGCGAGCCGUACGGUCCGGCAAUUCCAGUUCAUCGACUGGCCGGAACAGGGUGUCCCCAAAUCGGGUGACGGUUUCAUCGAUUUUAUCGGUCAGGUGCACAAAACGAAGGAGCAAUUCGGCCAGGACGGACCGAUCACCGUGCACUGCAGCGCAGGUGUCGGCAGGACGGGCGUCUUCAUCACCCUCAGCAUCGUGUUGGAGCGAAUGCAGUACGAGGGUGUCGUCGACAUCUUCCAGACCGUGAGAAUACUGCGCACGCAACGUCCGGCUAUGGUGCAGACCGAGGAUCAAUAUCAGUUCUGCUAUCGAUCUAGUUUGGAGUAUUUAGGCUCCUUCGAUCACUACGCCAACUGACAAGCCGACUCUCGCGAACAGAGGGAUCUGUCGAGGGACAAGCGAGACCGGCAACGGGGCGAGAGAGAUAUCGAGAGGGCAAAAGUACGACGUGUCUAGUACAAUAAAGUCGUGUGACAUACUCGUACCUUCCAAGGACAAAUGCAGCAAGAGUAGCGGAACGCGGUUACUAGUGUCGCGACCAGGCAGUUAAACAUAGAAACGAAACGAUUUAGUCAAUGAUGUUGCAGUAAAUUGCAAGAUUCCACGCCGGAAAUUUUCACUCUUCACGAGACACAGCAUGACACGGCCGAAUCGUGCCGAGGAGAUCGACUUUGAGCUAAAUCUUGUAGAGAUUAGAUUCCGAAAGUUCCCUCGCGAUGCAGCGAGUCAAAACUGCCGCUUAGAAAUAUACGUACAAUACACGCGUGUGAUUGUACGAACGAUCGCAUCAUACGUAGCUACGUUAUCGUACGUAGAUACAUGGUUUUUUCUUCUUUUUUGUUUACACGAGCCUCACUCGUCGAAACGAAGCAAAAGUGGACCCUUCAUUUCUAGACGUUCUCUCUCGUGUUCGAGGAAUCGGUCAAGUACGACGAUACAAUCAAAAUUGUGAGAUGAUGUAUCACGCUUAAGACUCACACUUUGCGAUUUAGUGAAUUGGAACAUAUCUCAUAUCGUCGAGUCGAUAAUUCGCAGAAGAACAAAACAAAAAAAAA
Messenger RNA from Harpegnathos saltator (Jerdon's jumping ant), 7219 nucleotides. It is a transcript of the gene Lar, whose product is annotated as tyrosine-protein phosphatase Lar. NCBI's taxonomy places the organism in Eukaryota, Metazoa, Arthropoda, Insecta, Hymenoptera, Formicidae. The record is from RefSeq and is a predicted model, not a curated record. The coding region runs from base 390 to 6521 and encodes 2043 amino acids. Gene Ontology annotation, biological process: protein dephosphorylation. Gene Ontology annotation, molecular function: protein binding; protein tyrosine phosphatase activity. The transcript has 23 exons.